Messenger RNA from Juglans microcarpa x Juglans regia, 1981 nucleotides. RefSeq lists its product as uncharacterized. The record is from RefSeq and is a predicted model, not a curated record. The coding region runs from base 1146 to 1490 and encodes 114 amino acids. The transcript is spliced from 5 exons. Lineage: Eukaryota; Viridiplantae; Streptophyta; Magnoliopsida; Fagales; Juglandaceae.
UGUAAUUAUGUGUUAGCUCACCAUUUAAGCUUCACUACAAAAAAAAAAGGCCUUUUAUGGCAAUUUUCAAUUCGCUACAAAUAAAAUCGCCACAAUAAGUUAGCUUUUGCAGCGAAAAUAAAAUCGUCGCGACCUUUGUACAAUUUAAUCACGGUGGUCUCGGAACUUUUGUAUUUGCAGCGAUUUAAUGCCUUUAGUGGCGAGAAAAAUUGACGGAAGUUGGAAAAAUUAGUCGCAACGGGAUAAAAUCGACGCGAUUGAGUUUGGGGCGCCAAAAACACACUAAACAUUUGAUCCCCCCCAAAGCCUUACCCAGUCUUCAUCACAGUACCCCCUUCUGCACUUCGACCUUCUUCCCCAAUUUGGGUACCAAUCCACCCACUUCAUGCACACGACUUCAUCAUCUCCAUUAUCGACUACAUCCCAAAGCUUUUACACAGGCCAGGGUUGUGGUUUCCUCCAUAUACAAAAUCUGUGCCUCCAUCUACAAAUCUCAGAGUGAUUUUUUGUGGGAUUUUCCAGUAUCGGAGGGCGAGCAUAGUCGACCGAUACUCUUGGAGUGAAAUCCUUCCGUCAACACAGAUUCAUCAACCUCUGGUUAGUGCAAAUCAGUUUGAGCAUGACUUCUAAAUGGCUUGUGUUUAAAACAGUGAGCUUCAUAAAACUUGAUAAAGUCCAUCUUUUCUUCUAAUUUUUUCUUAACUGUUAUCCAUGGAAUAUGCUUAUCUUUAUGCCUUGAGCAUCAGUACAUUCACACCCGAAUCUUCUUCGAUCAAGUAAGAAUUGGAAUAUGGAAAGCAGUAAUCAUGUUGCAGUGCAUAGAGGGAUUUAAGCAUUUAGGUGCUUCCCUACUACGGGAUGACCGUAAUCAUAGCUUUGUUGUCUGAGUAUGUCGUGGCUACAAUUGAGUCAAGUAAAAAGCAUUUAAUUUUCAUUCUUUCUGGUGUGGUUGAAAACUAUUUGAUAGUAUGGACAACAUUAAUUGAAUUGUACACUCGACAUGGCAUUUGGAGAAGCACCAAUAUACAUGGCAUUUGUUUACCAUGGUACUCAUUAUUAUUCCAUUAAUCCCCUUCAGGAUGCAUCAGAUUCUUGGGGUUUGCCUGUUAGCUUCCUCAGCAUGAUAUUGCUACCAAUUGUGGGAAAUGCAGCGGAACAUGCAGAGCAAUCAUAUUUGCUUUCAAGAACAAGUUGGAUAUAACUUUAGGUGUUGUUUUGGGGUCUGCAGCUCAAAUGCAAUGUUUGUGGAUAGGACUAAUGGCCGAAAUGAAGAAUGUUGCUCAUAUACAAGCUCAAAUAGAGAAAGCUGGGGAAGAUGCUCAUCUUUAGGAGGCACUGAUAAAGAAUCUUCUGCAGCCUGCACAGCUGCUACGACUUGCUCUUUUGGUUUUGCAUUUGUGCGUUACUGCUUCUUGAAGAAAAUCUCAUCCCAUGUUGUGGAAGUCAAAGAAACAAAUGAAGGAGAUAUGAUUGAAGCAAUAGUAAAUUAGAUAGGGGAGGCUAUUAAUUCCUUCAACCAAAUCUAUGGUGAGUAAAAAAGCUUUAACUGUUAGAGUCCCUAUAUCUGUAGAGCCUUGAAUGUUUAGAGUUUUAGACACUGUUUCAUUAUCAAUUUUCUGGUCGCUGUCAACAACAGAACAAUGGUACUGCCUCUUUCUUGUUUUGAUGUAUCGUUUCCUUCUUCAUUUGGCCAUGGUGUUUCAUUUCCUGUUGCCAGUUUUCUCUGGUGCAAUCUGGCUUCUUUACCUCAAUAUCAGUAUUUUUAUAGAUUCUUGGAAUCUAAUAUAAAUAAUCACCAUCUGUGUUUACUUACUUGGAGAAAUGUCCUCCCAAAAUGGGAACUUUCCUUUUAAGUCAAAACUCAGAGUAGUCCUUGUAAAUAUUGUUUGUUUUUCUGCAUCAGAUGGUAUAAAUAUGUUAUUCUGCAGAAGAAAUUGAUGAAAGUAUGCUAAGUUGCAUACGAUGUCUGUUAAGAACAGAU